AUUCCAACGGGAGCUCCAACGUCGCGAGCUGAUGGCUCGAGGCAGACUGAGUGAUGAUGCCUUCAGGUUCCGCUCGGAGUAACUCCCAUCUCAGGAAAGACAAAGACAUCCUGGGUGUCAUGUGAGGAAGUGCACUUUACACUCUGCCGGAGGAGAGCAACGAUCCAGCAGCAUGAGCUAAUGCCUGGAAGGAGAAAAUGUUCACGUUUGGAGGAAUAAGGUCUGGAAUGUUAACCAGCUGGUUAACCAUCACUGUCAUCCUGUCCGCCUCAGCAAAUCCGAGGAGAGGCGCUCUGACUGUUGCCCCCACCUGCAGGAUAAGAGGCCGCCCAGACGCAGAGCUGACGUUAAACUGUGGCGAUGGGAAGAAAACCGGUAGAGUCCAGCGUUGGCACACCCCCUUUGGAGGCCUGCAAACCCCUGAAGUCCACACUGAACGGGUCCCGGUCUUUAUGAACCAGGAUGGGAGUCUGGUCAUCCCCAACUCCAGCGCCCUCCACAGUGGCCUGUACUACUGCCUCCUGCAGCACACAGAGGGAACUGCGCUGUGGCCCUAUGACCUCCGUUUCGACCCCGAACUAGCAGACAGUGAGCAAGGCAGCAGCUGUGCUGCCCUCAGAGAAAGGAGGAGCCCGGCCUUUGCAGAGGAGGCGCAGGUCUCCAAGAGUGUUUUUGCAGGAGCGGUAUCCGCCUCCGUGGUUCUCACGUUUGUGCUGGGCUUCAGUGCUGGAGCUCUGAACAGGAACGGGGUCCUCAGGUGCUUACAGGCAGCAUCAGGGAGACUGGGUUCAUGCAGGAAAAGACACAGCAGAGACGACUCACAUCUCGACAUGUCAACCAUCCCGCCCACGUGUGAAGAUGAGGCAGACGGCGGCUCUGCAAACCCUGACAUGGACCAAACCACCUCUUCAACAAACUCGCCUCCUCCUCCUGCCAAACCUCGAAGAAGCUUCCAGCGCCAUAUGGACCAGGAGAAGGCAGGCGCUACUUACUUAGAGGGGUGUGACGACAUUAAUGUGAAGAACAAGAGGGCAGAAAGAAGUGUGGAGGAAAUAGAGGAGAAUGAUGACGAGGAGGAAGAUCUUGCUGGGUCCUGCCCAUCAGAAGAUGGUGGGAGCAUAAGUGGAGCGGAUGAGCAAGAGGAGGUCAGUGAUGGACAGAGCCAGGAGGAGAUGGAUGGAGGUCCAGGAGAGGAGGUGUCAGAUGAUGCUGCACAUGACAGAUGGGGGGAGGACAGCGCACACAAAGGCGAGGAGACCAAAGCGGGUGGAGAGUCGGAGCGCUCCUGCACAGCAUCAGAAGAUGAAAGCAGCGGGAAAAAUGAGGAGACGACAGAAGAGGCGUCUGCUCGCCGCCGCGUCAUCCGUUUGUACCAAUAUGAUGACAGCGGCCAAAGGUACGGCCACCUUCCAGACAGCACAUGUGAUGACGCAGGCCCCGCCCCCAGGCCCAAACAACGCUCUCUGUCUCUAACGCGCCUCAACGCCAUCAUGGCUGCGGCGUCGGUCGGACCGCUGCACCACAGCGAAGACACGCCACGUCUCCAAAUGGACAUCUGACGGAGAGAACUGUCCUGUUCCUGAAAUACUCCCCGUAAUGGGAUUACUUUUGCACUUUAUGUAAUAAACACUUUGUGCACGCAUUGUGCUACACAAACAAACGUGCCUUGCCUAAAGUUAAAUGAGAUCUGAAACAUUAGCAACAAAAAAGGUUGGCAUUUGUUCCUGAAGGUAAAAGUAAAAUGUUUAGUGUGAA
Oryzias latipes (Japanese medaka) is the source of this 1755-nucleotide messenger RNA. RefSeq lists its product as uncharacterized. Lineage: Eukaryota; Metazoa; Chordata; Actinopteri; Beloniformes; Adrianichthyidae. The record is from RefSeq and is a predicted model, not a curated record.